AUGAAGCUCAGCAGUUUGGUUGCCCUUGUAGGGGUCUCGGCCCUCUCCGAGGCCAGCCCUAGGCCUAAACCCAACUUUGUUUUCGUGUUCACCGAUGAUCAAGACCUGACAAUGAACUCUGUGGAAUAUAUGCCACAUGUCGCAGGUCGCAUUCGGGAUAGGGGACUUGAUUUCACAAACCACUUUGUAACGACAGCGCUUUGCUGCCCGUCGCGAGUCAGCCUCUGGACUGGUCGCCAAGCGCACAACACGAACGUCACAUGGGUCGCUCCACCAUACGGCGGUUAUCCGAAGUUUGUAUCACAAGGUUUCAACGAGGACUGGUUUCCCCUGUGGUUGCAGGAUGCUGGAUACAAUACCUACUACGUCGGGAAGCUAUUCAAUGCGCACAGCGUGACGACUUACAAUAAUCCAUUUGUCAAAGGCUUCAAUGGCUCGGACUUCUUGCUGGACCCAUUCACAUACUCUUACUGGAACUCCAGUUAUCAGCGUAAUCAUGAGGCCCCAAAGAGCUAUGCGGGCCAGUAUACGACGGACGUCACCGAAGAAAAGGCUCUCGGCUUUGUGGACGAUGCUUUGGAAGAUAAGGAACGACCUUUUUUCCUGACUGUGGCCCCAAUUGCACCACAUUUUGAGCAAGAUCCCGGUCAUUCUUCGGACACUCCUCCACAAGCUCCGAUCCCUGCUCCUCGUCAUGCUCACCUCUUUCCUGAUGCUAAAGUUCCGCGUGUGCCUUCUUUCAACCCACUCAAUCAAACUGGUCCGAGCUGGAUUAGAGACCUGAAGCACCAGAAUCAAUCGGUGGUAGACUAUGAAGACUUUUUCUACCGCCAGCGUCUCCGCGCCCUGCAAAGUGUCGACGAGAUGGUAGAUAAACUGCUCGACCGCCUAGAGCGCAGCGGUCAACUCAACAACACCUAUGUGAUCUACAGUUCGGACAACGGGUUCCAUAUCGGCCACCACCGGCUUCCACCUGGAAAGUCAACAUCCUACGAGGAGGAUAUCCGUGUACCAUUUUUCAUCCGCGGACCAGGGAUCAAAUCCGGAGGGAAGGUAACUCAGGUUACCACUCACAUCGACUUUGCUCCCACCAUCUUUGAGUUGCUCGGGUUGCCGCCUCGCAGUGACUUUGACGGCACUCCGAUGCGUAUCAUGAAAGAUAGCGCCGCCAUUCCCCAUGAGCACGUCAUAGUGGAGUAUUGGGGCCAGGCACUGAUGAUGGUCACAGCCCCGACGAACACAGACCGCAUGCCAAACACGACAUAUAAAUCCGUCCGCCUCCUGAGCGAGAAGUACAAUCUCUUCUAUGCUGUCUGGUGCACUGGUGACCACGAGCUUUUUGAUCUAAAUACGGACCCCUACCAAAUGCACAACAUCUACAAUACCGCCUCUCGAUCUUUCAAGAACAGGCUAGACGCCCUCCUCCUCGUCCUGAAGUCCUGCGCCGGAAGCACAUGCAUCAAGCCCUGGGCCGAACUUCACCCUGACGGAUCGGUUCAGAGCCUUUCUGACGCUUUGGAUUCGCAAUAUGAUGGGUUCUAUGCCCAGCUUCCUAAGGUUGAGUAUGAGGCUUGCGUAGACGGGUAUCUCAUUGCUGCAGAGGGGUUGCAGUGGGAAGAUGUCAGUGCUAGCGCUCUACGGAACUAUGUCCGACGGAAUUACGCCUUCGAUGAUGUGCAGAAGUACCGGAAACUCUAG
Messenger RNA from Aspergillus nidulans FGSC A4, 1698 nucleotides. Its product is annotated as sulfatase family protein. Gene Ontology annotation, molecular function: arylsulfatase activity. Gene Ontology annotation, biological process: phenol-containing compound metabolic process. The transcript is spliced from 5 exons. The record is from RefSeq and is a predicted model, not a curated record. The coding region runs from base 1 to 1698 and encodes 565 amino acids. NCBI's taxonomy places the organism in Eukaryota, Fungi, Ascomycota, Eurotiomycetes, Eurotiales, Aspergillaceae.